This is a messenger RNA of Centruroides sculpturatus (bark scorpion), 450 nucleotides long. RefSeq names its product F-actin-capping protein subunit alpha-like. Gene Ontology annotation, biological process: actin cytoskeleton organization; barbed-end actin filament capping. Lineage: Eukaryota; Metazoa; Arthropoda; Arachnida; Scorpiones; Buthidae. Gene Ontology annotation, molecular function: actin filament binding. Gene Ontology annotation, cellular component: actin cortical patch; F-actin capping protein complex. The transcript has 2 exons. The coding region runs from base 1 to 450 and encodes 149 amino acids. The record is from RefSeq and is a predicted model, not a curated record.
AUGGCACGACUGUACGGGUUAAAACAUGGAACGAUACUACACGCGUCUGGAGAGGUCCAAAUCCAACAAGGAAUGUGUGAUGUCAUAGGUCAGGCUCUUAUUACUGAAUUUAAUGCCUUAUCGGGUGGAAGGUUUUAUGAUCCACGUUCACAACAAUCUUUCAAAUAUGAUCACUUGCGAAAAGAAGCUACUGAUUUUCAACCUUGGGAACCAGAUCAAGUUUCAGAACCUUGGCGUUUGGCUCUUCAAGACGCAUGGAUUCGUUAUAUGCAAGAUCAUUAUCGCCAGGGUGUCUGUUCUGUGUUUGGAAAUUCUGAUGGAAAUAACAUAACAUUGAUUGCUUGUAUUGAAGAUCAUCAGUUUCAGCCGAAAAAUUAUUGGUAUGAUAAAAUUGUUAUAAUGCUAAAUAAUUUUGAUAAUCUUAUUUGCUUUUACAAAACUAUUAUGUAA